Messenger RNA from Magnolia sinica, 3396 nucleotides. RefSeq names its product probable inactive leucine-rich repeat receptor-like protein kinase At3g03770. Gene Ontology annotation, molecular function: ATP binding; protein binding; protein kinase activity. The transcript is spliced from 7 exons. The coding region runs from base 829 to 3165 and encodes 778 amino acids. NCBI's taxonomy places the organism in Eukaryota, Viridiplantae, Streptophyta, Magnoliopsida, Magnoliales, Magnoliaceae. The record is from RefSeq and is a predicted model, not a curated record. Gene Ontology annotation, biological process: protein phosphorylation.
GAGAGAGAGGAGAGAGAGAGAGAGUCCUGCUUCUGCUGCAAUCCAUCUUCAUCAAUGCAGAUAAAAUGAAUGAAAGAAAGACCAGGACGGUCUCGAAAUGAAGAAGGCCAUGUGGUAGCUGUAAAGGCCUUUACACCCUCAUUUGCUAUUUUUGCCGCUUUUCCAACUCACUCCUUUAAAGCCCCAACUUACACAUCAUUCACAGAGUUUUAGAGGAAGAAAAUAAAGUCCUAGAUCUUUUGGGCAGAUGAUUUUCUUUCUUUUCUUUUCCACAACUUCCAUGUUUCUCCUUCAUGGGUUUUUCUGUGGUUCCCAGAAACUUCCAAUCUUUCUUCUAAAGCAGCUCUCCACUUCAUAAAAUCAACUGUUUUUUCUGCAUUUCCUCUGUUUUUCCUUAAUGGGUUUUGUCCAAUUUGCUCAAAAACUCUUUUAAGAAAAUUCCAAGUUGGGAUUUUUCAGUUUUUCUUCUGUAAUUUCAAAAUUUCUUUUAAUUUCUCCCUCGAGAAGGAAAGGAAAAAUUUAAAAUUUAAAACUCCUCGGUUGUUCAUGGAAGCUUUAUUUUCGUAUAGUGAUUUUUCGUUCUUGGGUUUCUCUCCCACUCCCUGAAAAUCUUUCACCUCCGGAAUGCCAUCCCGCGAUUGUUUUUUUUUUUUUUUUCCCUAGCAGGUGUUCUUUGAUUUUGUAUUUGAUUUCCAUGAUUCGAAUCGGUUCCUGAAGUCUCAGUAAGAAGAAAAAAAACACUUUCUGCAUUUCUCUUUCUUUCAAUAUUUCAGCUAUUGCAGUGGGAAAAAAAAACACUGAGUACUCCUUUCUUCCUCCUCUUCAUCAAUGGCAUUUUCUCGAGCAUUUAUCAUUCUCUGCUUUUCAUGGUUUCUUUUGAUCUCUGGCUCCCAACAAUUACAAUCCUCUCAGACCCAAGUUUUAAGGCAGCUUCGGAAGCAGUUGGAAUACCCGAAACCAUUGGAUAUCUGGAACAACAGCAGAGACCUCUGCAAUACACCUCCAUCUCCUGAGCUAAACAUCACAUGCUUCGGAAACUCCGUCACCGAGCUCAGAAUUAUAGGUGACAAGCCUGUCACGGUCAGAACAUUCUACGGCUAUCCGAUUCCCGGUCAGACUCUAUCCCGAGAUUUCUCCAUUGACUCUUUUGUUACUACACUGUCGAGAUUAACUAGCUUGAAAGUCGUCUCUUUGGUUUCGUUGGGGCUGUGGGGCCCACUCCCUGACAAGAUCCACCGUCUGCGCUCACUCGAAAUUCUCGAUUUGAGUUGGAACUUCCUAUACGGGUUGGUUCCUCCCAAGAUUUCCACCAUGGUAAAACUCCAGACUCUGACGUUAGACGAGAAUUUUUUCAACAGCACAACCCCUGAUUGGUUCGAUUCAUUAUCAAAUCUAACGGUUUUGAGCUUGAAGACCAAUCAGUUGGACGGGCCAUUCCCACCAUCGAUCAUCAGAAUUACAACUCUCACAUAUCUUUCUCUCUCUCAGAAUCAUCUAUCAGGUAAAUUGCCUGAUCUCAGUAGCUUAAGUAGCCUUGAGGUACUGGAUUUGAGAGAGAACCAGCUAGAUUCUGAAUUGCCAAAAAUGCCCAAAGGGCUAGUUACGGUCCUUCUCAGUAAGAACUCAUUUUCCGGUGAGAUUCCUAAGCAAUAUGGUGAAUUGGGUCAGCUCCAACACCUCGAUCUGUCAUUCAAUGAUCUCCGCAGAACACCGCCUGCAUCUUUAUUCUCCUUGCCAAAUAUAAGUUAUUUGAAUUUGGCAUCGAAUCAGCUUAGCGGGUCUCUUCCCAACAGUCUAAGCUGCAGCAGUGAACUUGGGUUUGUUGAUAUUUCCACUAACAGAUUCAUGGGCGGGUUGCCUUCGUGCUUGAGCUCUAGAUCAGAUAAGAGAGUAGUUAAAUUCAACGGGAAUUGUCUGUCUGUCGAUCCACUGCAUCAGCAUAAUGAUUCAUUUUGCAAAGAAAUUGACGUGAAAAGGAAAGAAUCUAGCGGCAAAGGUGUUGGAGUUUUAUUCGGCGUCAUUGGAGGAAUUGCCAUCAUAGUGAUACUGCUUUUGCUUGCAUUCCUCGCUCUCUGUAGAAAGUAUUGUCCACAAGGGAUAUCGGAGCAGCGUUUAUUGCCAAAGGAACUGCCGGAUAACACGCCGAUAGGAUUCUCCUCUGAGCUCCUUGCAAAUGCAAGAUAUAUUUCCCAAGCAGCAAAAAUAGGAUCACAAAAUUCACCAGCAUAUCGAUUGUUUUCCUUAGAAGAGUUACAAGAAGCAACAAAUAACUUUGACCAGUCGAGAUUUAUGGGUGAUGGUUCAAUUGGGAAGCUCUACAAGGGAAGACUGGAGAAUGGAAGCUACAUUGCCAUAAGAUGUUUGGCAUUGUUUAAGAGAGAUUCUAUUCGAAAUCUUAAACUUCGGUUGGAUCUCCUUUCCAAACUCCGCCACCCACAUUUGGUUUGCCUUUUGGGACACUGCAUUGAUGGUGCACACAAUGAUUCCAGUGUGAACAGAGUCUUUCUUAUAUAUGAAUAUGUACCUAAUGGGAAUCUUCAUUCUCAUCUUUCUGAGCAUAGUCCUGAGAAGGUUCUUAAAUGGUCAGAGAGAUUGGCAAUUCUGAUAGGUGUUGCGAAGGCUGUGCACUUUCUCCACAUGGGUGUCAUUCCUGGUUUCUUCUACAACCGAUUAAAGAGCAAUAACAUUUUGCUCGAUGAGCAUCGUAUAGGGAAACUGAGUGACUAUGGACUUUCCAUUAUUACUGAAGAAAUCGAGAAACGUGAGGGGAGAGCUCAAGACCAUAAAUCACCUUUUGCUGAAAGCAAACCUCAGGCAUGGCAAAUGACGAAAUUGCAAGAUGAUGUUUAUAGCUUUGGUUUCAUACUACUUGAAACACUUGUUGGAGCUGUAAUUUCUGAAAGACGAGAAGCAUAUUGGCUCAAUGAAAUGGCUGCAUCACUCAGCGGCCAUGAUGGGCGAAAACGGGUCAUUGAUCCCAUUGUACUUGCCACUUCUGCCCGAGAAUCGUUAUCGAUAGUAAUCUCCAUAACCAAUAAAUGCAUUUCUCCUGAGUCAUCAACUCGCCCGUCAAUAGAAGACGUUCUAUGGAACUUGCAGUAUGCAGCCCAAGUGCAAGCGACUGCAGACAGUGAUCAGAGGUCGGAUGUUGCAUCGCAGGCUUAAAUAGAAUCAAAUGAAUGGAGGAGCAGCAUUUUGUUUGAUCAAUCUUUAGUCAUCUUCCCCUUUGAGGUUGCUGCAGAUAAGUAGAGAAUAUAAUCUAUGAAUGGUUGCAUCUUUUUGGGCAUCUUUCAAAACAGAAAUAUGCCUAUUGGCAUUUUUUUUUUUUUGAAGUCAAUUUUCUCUUUGGUGUUCAUUGGAAUUGUAAUAUAAUGUCAUUGUAUGAUUGUGUGUUUC